AACAACUUUUGUCAAGUUUUGAGGUUUUGCAAGAUGGAAAGGGGGAAAAGGGCACAUUCUGAUAUGUGUGACACUUCGAGUAGUUCAUCACCACACGACAGACACACUGAAAAGUUAACAACUACAUCUGAGAGUUCACCAACUAUAUCAUCAACUAAACUUUCAGGCGAAAAUGAUUCAUUUCCAGGUAGCACUUCCGAGUGGAAGGAAUCUGAUAUAAACAAAUUAGGAAUAAAACUUCUGUACAGAGCUAGUGCAAUGGAUGUUGUAUACGAAUGGGGGCUAUAUCAAAUGUUUAGAAAGGAUAUAGUAUCAGAAGAAUUGAAUACUGUGGCGGAAAUUUUAAAUGUAUGUAAUUCAAUUGAAGCGAAUUUCAUAUCGUUUGAAGAUUUACAGAGAGAUUUUAUUGGAAAUCGAGAGAUAUGUAAUGAAUUUGUCCCAAAAGAAAAGAUACCUGAUGGAAUUGGAUUAUGUUCAUGUCACUUUGAGGAGUUUCAACAAAAACUGGAACUUGUGUUAAGAGAAGGAAUUGAAGUGAAUGCUUCCAUCUCAGAAACCAACUUUCAAACUUUAUUUGAGGACUUUCUCAAAAUUUGUGGCAUAAUCACCAGGCAUCAACCUGACAUAGCAGUAAAGAAGUUCAAGGUCAAGGGAGAAAUUGUUUCUUCAGCAGCAGAUAUCUUAUGCUAUAGUUUGGAGGGGAAAGUUUUAUGUGUUGUAAAGCUUAAAAAGAACAUAGAAGAUAAAGAUACCUAUGACAGUCCUGUAAUUAAGAAAACACGUCAUGUUUCUUCUCAGGAUGCCUUUCUUGCUCAACAUACUGGAGAACUGUUAGCCUAUCUUGACAGUUCAGUUACACAUAUGGAUCUCUGUGGAAGUGUUGGUAGAGAUAUUCUUGGAUUUACAGUUGAAAAAACACAAGUGACAGUUACUCAUCUACAGUUAACUGAGGUCAGCUGGGAGAAAAUUCAAAAUUCUAACAAAAAAGGACCAUUUAAGCAUCUGGAGAAACCAGUUCUUCACUACAGUCAACGAUAUGAUUUCCUGAAAAAAUCAGAGCGCCAAGAAUUGUUUAAAGUUAUUCUCCAUGUCAAAUUAAUGCAACAUGUUCAGGAGAAAGUAGUAGGGCAAAGAAAAACUAAAGGGACAACUAACAUUAUGUCUAAAAGAAAUUUGACAAAUCACCAUCAUUAAGACUGAAUUGAAGUGAGCUUUUAUUCAUUCCUUUGCAUUUUCCCAUUAUUAUUUUUAUCUCAACUGAGACUAAAAGCAUUAAAAUUAUUGUGUACAA
This is a messenger RNA of Saccostrea echinata, 1291 nucleotides long. RefSeq lists its product as uncharacterized. Lineage: Eukaryota; Metazoa; Mollusca; Bivalvia; Ostreida; Ostreidae. The record is from RefSeq and is a predicted model, not a curated record. The coding region runs from base 34 to 1194 and encodes 386 amino acids. The transcript has 5 exons.